Messenger RNA from Sturnus vulgaris (Common starling), 984 nucleotides. It is a transcript of the gene DNAAF19, whose product is annotated as dynein axonemal assembly factor 19. Gene Ontology annotation, cellular component: outer dynein arm. Gene Ontology annotation, biological process: determination of left/right symmetry; epithelial cilium movement involved in extracellular fluid movement; inner dynein arm assembly. Lineage: Eukaryota; Metazoa; Chordata; Aves; Passeriformes; Sturnidae. The record is from RefSeq and is a predicted model, not a curated record.
AUGGAUCCGGGCAUGGAUCCGGGGAUGGAUCCGGCCGGAGCGCUGCCGGCGCUGGAGCGGGAGCUGCGGGCGGCGCUGGCGGACGACGAGCGGCGGCAGCGGGAGGGCGAGGCCAAGCUGCGGGCGCUGCGCCAGGGCGUCCCUGACUACGACCAGUUCAGGGAGAUUGUGCUGGCCUCACACCUGAAGCCUCUGGAGAAGAAGGACAGGCUGGGCCAAAGGAGGAAUGUGCUGUGGAAUCCCUGUGCAGCCCCGGGCAAGGCAGCACCUGGCCACACUGUGGAGAUCCCACAGGUCAAGGAGACCCCACAGGAACUGGAUCACAUGCCCAGGACUGCUGCAGAAUUUCACGGAGACUGGCGCAGAUGCUUCAAAAGUGGGACAGAGAAAUACCAGUUUUUGCUGGAGCUCGGAGGGGAGGCCUUGGGCAGGAUCUUCCAGGUUGAUGUGGGCUUUGGUCUCCUGGGGGAAUUCCUGACAGUGCUGGCAGAGAACAUCUGUCCUGGAGACAGAGCUGCCGUCCUUCAGAUCCUACAGAGCCUGGCGGGCACCAAGCGCUUCGGGCUGAACGUGGCUCUCCUGAGCCAGGCAGAGAAGGAGAGCAGGCAGGAUUUGUUCAGGAAGCUGCAGAGCAGGGAUUGUCAGGCUGCUGGACAGCCUGGCAGCCCAGCCAACUGUGAGGCAGGGAGGGAAGCCCAUCCCAUGGAGACCCACUUAGAAAAGGAAACUGAGGAGGAGAGGACAGUGGUGGAGCUGAUGAAGUGUUACCAGGUCAGCUGAGGGAGCAGGAGCACCAGGAUUGAGCAGAAACAAGGUUAAAGAGGCUCAGAAAAAAACCCAGAACUUGACUUUGCCAUCACCGAGGGCACAAAUAAAAUUUAGCUCCCAAGCUGUGGUGCUGUGAUCUCUGAGCAGUGUCCUCACAGAUGGGUAUGGGAGAUUCUCUUGGAUAAGGAGAAAACUGCAGGAAAGAAAACAUUGGGU